Lampris incognitus (smalleye Pacific opah) is the source of this 3479-nucleotide messenger RNA. RefSeq names its product TOX high mobility group box family member 4 b (gene tox4b). The record is from RefSeq and is a predicted model, not a curated record. Gene Ontology annotation, biological process: regulation of transcription by RNA polymerase II. Gene Ontology annotation, cellular component: nucleus. Gene Ontology annotation, molecular function: chromatin DNA binding. Bases 78 to 1985 code for a protein of 635 amino acids. Lineage: Eukaryota; Metazoa; Chordata; Actinopteri; Lampriformes; Lampridae. The transcript has 9 exons.
CAUGUUGUGAUAUUUGAGGAAAUCACAUUCUGGUCGAAGUUCACUAAGGGGGAUAAAAAUCAAAUUUCGGGGUGAGCAUGGAGUUCCCUGGAGGCAGUGACAGUUACCUGACAAUCUCGGGGUCAGGUCAUCCCUUUCUCUCCUCUUCAGAGACGUUCCACACCCCCAGCCUGGGUGACGAGGAGUUUGAAAUCCCUCCAAUUUCACUGGACCCAGACUCUGCCCUCACAGUGUCGGAUGUGGUGUCACACUUUGGGGAGCUGUCUGAUGCCGGACCCUCUGACAGCGUGGUGGUGCCUGGGAACGCCGUGGUCGGAGGCGAUGACCCUUCCUUCGCCUCCACCUUUGUCAACCCCCCUUCGCAGGGCUUGGAACACCUGAGCCUGGGAGUCAUCAAUCAGUCGGGAGCAGGCCCACUCUUGGGGUCCUCACUAAGCAUGGAUCUCGGACAUCCCAUCGGCUCUCAGUUCAGCAGCCCAUCCCCAAUGACCAUUGAUGUUCCGCUGAAUGACAUGAGCCACGGCUUACUUGGGACCAACCAGCUCACUACCAUUGACCAGUCAGAGCUCAGUGCCCAACUGGGGCUAGGUUUGGGGGGCGGGAAUAUUUUACAGCGCACCCAGUCUCCCGAGAACCCUCUGUCGGCCACGGCAUCGCCCACCAGCUCCCUCCAGGAUGACGACAUGGAUGACUUCAGACGGAGCGUCCUGGUGGAAUCUCCUGUCUCUCUCGCCGUCUCACCCGGAGUCAUCUCCCUCGACCCCUCCCUCACCGACUCCCCCCUGCCUGUCCCUGCCUCCGGCGCCUCCCCAGCCAUGGGGCGUAAAGGGGGCGCGGGGGGAGGUGGGGGCGCCGGGGGAGGAGGGAAGAAGGGGAAGAAGAAGAAGGACCCCAACGAGCCUCAGAAACCGGUGUCGGCCUAUGCCCUGUUCUUCAGGGACACGCAAGCGGCCAUCAAAGGACAGAAUCCCAACGCCACGUUCGGAGAGGUGUCAAAGAUUGUAGCCUCCAUGUGGGACAGCCUUGGGGAGGAACAGAAACAGGUUUACAAAAGGAAGAAUGAAGCGGCAAAGAGGGAGUACUUGAAAGCACUGGCAGCCUACAGAGCCAAUCAGAUUUCUCAGGCCCCUAUAGAAGUGUUGGAUGCUGCCCCAUCGCCUCCCUCUGCAGUCCCAACACCGGUCACUUCCACCCCUCCGGUGGCCCCAGCUCGCCCCACCAGGGCCCAGCAAUACAACCCCGAGGAGAACACCAUCACCAACAUCUGCACAUCCAACAUAAUCCUCGACCUGCCACAGGUCUCCACUCGCUCCCGAACUGGCGCCAUCAAACCGCCACAGGUCUCUGCGCCAGCCCCGAGCCCCCCCACCGUCACCAAGAUCAUCAUCAAGCACGCGACGUCGCCCUCAGGUGGCGUGACCAUCACAGCUUCACCGUCGCCAUUGACGACGGCCUCAUCUGCCUCAGCCCGUCAGCCCCCGCCACUCCAGCAGAUGCAUGGCACCCCUCCCCCACCCCGCCUGCAGCAGAUGGUGCAUGCCCAGGCACCCCCACCCCUGCAGGCCAAGCCGCGGAGCGGGGGCACUGCCACUUCCACGGCUCCGCCCCCUCUGCAGAUCAAAAUAGUCCCGCCGUCGUCUAACCUGGGGGCGCCCAUCAGGAUAACAUCUGCAGGGGCCUCGGCGGCCCCCCCCUCCACCCUAACGAUGGAUGUGGACCAGCAUUCUGAUAUGGUAACUGCAGGAGAGGAAAUGGCUGAGGUAGAGGAAGGGAUGGAGGUGGAGGUGAAUGUGACCCCUGGACCAGACGUUACCCCCAAUUCCACCCCCAACUUAUGUUUGCGGGCCGGCUGCAACAACCCCGCUGUGGAGAGCAAAGACUGGGACAAUGAGUAUUGUAGCAAUGAGUGUGUUGCCACACACUGCAGGGAUGUGUUCAUGGCGUGGUGUGCCAUCCGAGGGCAGAACUCCACUACUGUCACAUAGGGAAGGGACACACGUUGGACAGGCAACUACAGGACAUAAUAGGAAAAAAAAGGACACUAUUGAAUAAAUGGGAUGGUUGAGAGUGUGAUAGACAGGUCAUGGGGUCAAAUGGCACUUGCAUGUAUGGUUUGUUUUAUCAUACUUGUGUGCCAGGAGGGUGGGGUUUUUACUGCAUGAUACAAUACAGUGUCUACCAGGAAUUUAAUGGAGUCAAUUGUAUACUUAAUCUGCGAUCAACAAUUUUCUCAACAGAUGAAUUGUUAAAAUGUUAAAAACCCCACCCGACUGGCUUUCUAGAGAGGUCAAAGCAAACGCACAGGUUUUUUUUCUCUUCAUUUUUUGGAAACUACUAUUUGACCCAGACCUAAUGGCUGUGUGUGAAAUGGAUGGAGUGACGGAAGGAUGGAGCCGUCAUGAAGAAAACAGGACACGACUAAUAGGAGAGACUUGGUUUCACCACUAUAGACCCUGUCCUUGUACCCAGACUCAUGGAUGGGAAAGCUACGAUCAUUGAUCUUGUGUUUAAAUUAUAAACUUCAUAAAUGAGUACAUUUUAUAUGAACAUUGUGUUUUUAGCUGUUUUUGAAGAUGUGUUGGGGUAAUCUUUUUUUUUCAAAGCGUAAUUGAUAUGGCUCAGUGAUUUCAAAGAGAAACUACUUCAUGUGUGCAUGCCCUUCACUCGGCUGAUGGAACUGAGGAGCGAGAAAAGUAAUCCAGGCCAACGUGAUUUAUGUUAAAUCAUGCUUCAGUAAUUUAUGCGUGUUGAAGGCUGGUGGUAACUUGGUUUCCUGAUUGAUCUGUUAAGCCAGUGUACAACAUAUGACCGAUUUGGCUGCAUACAGCCAAUCACAGUGAAGUUAAUUUUGAUUUUUACGGGUGGGCAAACCAUUACGAGACCGCUAUGGGGCUUGUGCAGCCAAAACUAAAAAAAAACAAACAAAAAAAACAAAAACAUUCAAAACUUUAAAAAAAACUAAAAAAAACAAGACAUAUGCUUGAUGUCUCACAAGUUUUGUCUACACUACAGUUUUGGGGGAUGACCAACCAUUGUUUGAAAGUCUCAUUUUAAUUUUAGAAAUGGCCUUGUUUGAAGAGUUGGGGAGAUGUUGGGCUCUCCAUUCCCAGCAGUUUAGGCACAAAAAUAUCAAUCUGUACUGUACCUCUAUUAUAUAAUUUUAAAAAUUAUGAGCUGCUUGAAUAAGUGGCAGACAUUUUAACAAGGAUUUUUUUUUUGAGAAAAAUGUGGCAAAGACAUAGUAGGCAAAAAUACUGAACUAAGUUCUUAACUACGCUACUUGGUGGGAAGGGGAUUAAAAAGCUUUUUUUUUUUUUUUGGACAUAACACACUUCAUCAAUACUUCAGUCGAACCUUUAAACAGUGUAAGGUUGCUUCCAAAGGAAGAAUGUUAACUGUUACCACUUGGGUCGAAAUCUUGAGAAAGGAAGAUUUGAAUAAUUAUGGAUUAAUGUAGAUAUCCUGGAAAUGUUUUUAAU